ACAAAUCGUAUUUUAUAACCUAAAAAAGGCAAAAGUAUUUCUUUUAUUGCAAAAUUAAAUUACUUUUACGUUAAAAUAUGGGUAAAAAGAAAAACAAAAAUAAAGUGAGUGGUGCUGUGAAAACCGCCGCAAAAACUGAAAAGAAACUUGCUAACAAACUAAAGAAGGAACUUGCGAAUUUGGGAGAGGAGGAUAUUGCAAAAAUAAUAUCACAAAUUGAAAAGGAGGAAGCUAAAAGGGCAGCUGCAUCAGAGAAGGUCCUAACAACACAUCCAACUGCUAGAGCCUACGCCAGCCUUACGCCACAUCCUAUUAACAAUGAAUUAAUUUUAUUUGGCGGUGAAUAUCAUAAUGGUCAACGGACGGAAGUAUACAAUGAGUUGCUAUUUUAUAACCCGGUGAACAACAGUUGGCGUCUUCUGAAAGCACCUGGAGCACCGCCGCCAAGGAGUGCCCAUCAGGCUAUAGCCACUUCAGCAAACAAAGGAGAGCUCUGGGUGUUUGGAGGUGAAUUCACAAGCCCCACGGAGACACAGUUCCAUCAUUAUAAGGAUCUGUGGUGUUUCUCACUUGCUGAGAAAAAAUGGGAAAAGGUAGUGGCACCAAACGGCCCGUCCCCUCGUUCCGGCCACCGGAUGGUGCUGCUCGGCCGGAAGCUGUUCAUCUUCGGUGGCUACUGUGACGACGGGCGUGAGUGCCGCUACUUCGACGACCUGUACACGUUCUGCCUGGACACGCGGACGUGGGAGAAGGUGGUGCCCACAGGACGAGGCCCCACCCCGAGAUCGGCCUGCAUCAUGCUGCCCAUCGGCAAUAAUUCUUUAGUGGUAUACGGCGGGUUUUCUCGCGUGCGCGACGGACGGAGUGAGCGGACGUGCACGCACGCGGACAUGUUCCGGCUGUGCGCACGCGCGGGCGGGUGGUCGUGGCGCGCGCUGGCCGGCGGGCGCGGCGCUCGCGCGGGACUCGCCGCCGCACAUAACCCGCACGCUAACAGGGCGUACGUGUUCGGUGGUGUUGCGGACGUUGAAGAAACAGAAGAGGAGUUGGUGGGCGAGAUGAGCGAUGAGCUGCAGGUACUUGACCUGGAGACGUGUCGCUGGAGGCCCCUCGAGCUGCGCGCCCCCGCCGCUAAACCCGCCCCUGAGACCGAAACUAAGUCCGCACCUGAGCCCGAGCCGGUGAAGGAAGAAGCUGUUACAGUGGUAACGGACGAGGUAUUUACAAUGAAGCUGGGUGGUGUACCCUUGGGGGGUCACUCGGAGGGUCCAGACGCGGGGGGUCCAGCGGCGCGGGCGGCAGGGGGUCCCGGCGCGCGCAUGUCCGCCAUGCUGUGCGUGCAGCGGUCCGCGCUGUACGUGUACGGCGGCGUGCUAGAGAAGGACGACAAACAGUUCUAUCUUACGGACAUGUAUAGCUUGGACUUACACAAACUGAACGAGUGGAAGACGCUGAUCUCUCAGCCGGCGUUGCCGGACUGGCUCGGCUCCGACUCAGAGUCCGGCUCGGAAGAGUCCGGAGAGUCAGACAGCGAGUCGGACGACAGCGAGGAAUCGGACUAAUGUAAAAAGAUAAGAUAUACGUACUUUAUGUAUCGAAAUCGUAUGUAACAUAAUUGCAGACAUGAGGGUGAAGGCGGUAACCAACAAUCUGAAAACAGUCGUUUCUUUUGCAUAAAUAGAGGCUAUAGGACCGGGAAAAUUAUGCGAAAAAAAGUGAAUUCUAUGUAUAGCUAUAAUCUAGAUGAAAAAGUAGGUACAGUCUGUCAAGAAAGUGAAGAAAUUAAA
This is a messenger RNA of Aricia agestis (brown argus), 1787 nucleotides long. Its product is annotated as kelch domain-containing protein 4. Bases 78 to 1562 code for a protein of 494 amino acids. Gene Ontology annotation, molecular function: protein binding. The transcript has 9 exons. NCBI's taxonomy places the organism in Eukaryota, Metazoa, Arthropoda, Insecta, Lepidoptera, Lycaenidae. The record is from RefSeq and is a predicted model, not a curated record.